CAAAAUGUAUCUCGAUCUUCGCGAGAUUCACGUAAACCGACGAGUAACCACGGAGACGAGCAUAAACGAACGGCUGAAAUGACAUUUAUUGGAAUAUGAAGUCAAAUAUGACUAUAUUUAUAUUUUAUAAUGACAACUAAAACACAAGCUAACAUGACGAAAAACUCUCCCAAGCCAGUGCAGGUUCUGCUGAGAAGGCCAAUAGCCCCACCCAUUCCAACCAAACCUGCCAUUCCAGAGAAACCCAAGACUGGAGCAUCCUCAUUCCUGCCUUUCCAGAGCCAGAGUAUCCCAUCUUACCUGGAGCUCAGCCAAGAAUUCAGUGAGCACCACCACCUUCUAGUGCCCUCCUUGCCCAGCGACGCCCAGUCGGUCGCCUCCGACCUCAUCGAAGAUGUGUAUGCACCGCAGAACACCCCACGCGCCAAGGAAAUGGUACUGCGCUCCGACGAGAGUCCCUCUUUCCAGUCCCUUGAGGAAGCUCCCGAUUGGAGAUUCAUCAUCGAAUCCCGGUAUAACAUGAACAAAGGAAGCGGACCGGGUAGGACGCUAGAAUCAGACUCUCUGGUCAAACCAUACAAACCACGCGGCCCUGAACCCUUUCCUCUCCGGCAACCAAAGCAACCAUCGGAAAUUUGCCCAGAGAUCCUCUACGCGGACGUUGAUGACCCACGGUUCUACGAGAUACCAGAGUUCACUCUCAACGAUUUCUGUCAUGAUCUGUCAAGAGUCUAUGCAUUACCGAAGGAGAGAGUCAAGAAUAUUGUCUUCUCAAAACAAAACUUUAAGAAAAUGACAACACUCUUUGGAUCAUUCGCUCAAGAAAAGCGUCAAGUGAGUGUGAAUACUCUGGAACUGAAAGGUGAGGACAUCCCAACCUUUGAGAACAGGGUCCCUCAGCACCAGGUCCUGCUAGAGAUGGCCUGUGCCAUCGAGGAUCAGAUGAGACAGUUGAUGUUGGAAGAUGUCCAGAGUCAGCUGCACGGCACGCAGACCAAGAGGUCGCCAGGGUCAGCGGGAUCGAUGAGUGUGGAUGGAAAGUCGUUGCCCCCAAUCAGGAGAGACAAGGAUUCAUUAUUCAGUGCACCAAUCUCUAAAUACUUCCAAGGAUCUAGGAGAUCUAAUGAACCCUUUGAUGGACCUGAUUCUGAUUCUGAGAUCAACCCCUCAGAACUAGCUCUUCUAGAAUGUCUCGUUAACGGAGGUCUAGCGCUCAGUUUGAAGGCACACUUCAUUUCGACAUUACCUCAACUCAAUCCGGUUCUGAAAACCUUGACCUAUUUGAACUUGUCGUUCAAUGAUUUUAAGAACAUACCUAUGAUAGUGUUUGAGAUUGAGAACCUUCAGAUCCUAAAGCUAAGGAACAACCCAAUCCGAGAGAUCCCGUACGAGAUCGGUCAGCUCACCAGGCUAAGAACACUGGUCCUCUCCUUCUGUAUACUUUCAGACUUACCCCCCACCCUUUUCACACUGCCUAUCAAGUACUUGGAUCUAUCCUUCAACAAGCUAUCCUUCUUGCCAAACGAAAUGAGACAUCUCAAGAGAUUACGCGCUCUGAACCUGGAGGGUAACCAGCUAGCUGCUCUGCCAUGCGGGAUGCUGAAACUGAGAGACCUUCGCUAUCUUAGGGUCAUCAAUAACUUCAUGCACCCUCUCUUGUGGAAGGAAAACUCCCAGAACAACCCACAGAGGUUAUCUGACAUGGCAGCCCUGGUGUGUAAGCAGGAAGGACUGGACUGUAUAGAAGGACUACAUGACUCACUGACGGUCUUCCUAAACAGCUAUACCACCUGUGACUGCUGCGGGGGGCCUCUGUACGGGCCAGGUAUCCGCCUCAUCCGACCCUGUCGCCGUGCCUAUGGGGUCAAACAGGUGCCCUUCAUCUUCAUCUCCUGCUCUCCGGCGUGCCGAGACUUCUUCAUGGUCAACACACAGUCCCUAUCAGACAUCCUCUACGAAGACUCAGAUGAGGAGUAUCUUGAGUAAAUGGGCUGUUUGGGGAGUUAUGACCUUUUGCAUCUAUUCAUGUUAGUACAUGCAGAUGAUGAAAUGGAAUACUGCACCAUUGCCCAAACUAGCUCUUGAGAGUAUUUCUCUAUGAUGAUUCAGAUGAGGAGUUUCUUGAGUUUUGUCCCCUUGCAUCCGGAGCAUGUUAGUGCAUGCUGAUGAUGAUAUUGAUCAUAAUAACAAUACAGCAUCUAUAGUGCCAUCAUCCUCAAUGAUGAUUUGGAUGAGGUGUUUAUAGAAUGAUUAUGGCUGUUUUGGGAGUUAAAACCUUUUGCAUGUGAAGCAUGAUACUUAAGAUGAUAAAUACAACAUUUACGGUGCCACAUUUGCCAAGUCUCUAUCAUCUACGACGAUUCAGAUGAGGACUUUCUGGAGUAAAUAAUAUUACAAGGUACUUUUCAUGGUUUCAUCAUCCUCGUUUUGAGUUUCCCCUGUAGAAAAGCUUUUGCAGUUGUUUUUUUAAGCUACAUGUGCCUCAAGAAUGUUUUGGGUGUUACAUACAUGUAUGUCCUUUUGGGUGUUAUGUCAUUUUGCAUCUGAAGUAUAAAGUGCACACAGAUGAGAUUUAAUACUAAUAUGUACUUAGUAAUAUUAAUACAGCAUUUAACAUGAACAAUGGAGUUAGUUCCUUUUACACCCGGAACAGAAGCAUCUGUAGAUGGGUUUCUUGGAUAAUGACUGUUUGGGGAGUGCUUUUGCUUUUGUAACGUUCAUGCAUGUAGAUGAUAUUCUAGAGUAUUGGCCGGUAUAAUAUAUCAAUGCUUUUGAUUGAUGUUAAUUACUAUUGUUUUCAAUUUGAGCCUUUGCCUGAGCAAUAUCUUAAAGUAAACAGAUUCAAUGCCUUAAGAUCUGUAGAAGUGAGUACAAUGUCUGUUGAAGUUUUCAUAUUUCUCUUAUUUUUAAUAUGUUAUGAAUAAGCUAUGUUUUACCAAGGCAUCACAUCAGCAAUCAUAUACUUCGGAGUGGUGAGCCAUUCAGCUUUUAAAAACUAUAAGAGUGCUCUUAUGGACAAGAAUUACAGUGAGGAAAUGUGACAUUUAUGCAAGCAAACUCAAAGUGGACUCCCAUGACCAAAGAGUAUAGUGCAGUUACUAAACUGUGUCAUGUAGCAAAAGAUGAGUUGGUGAAUAAAAUGCACAGGAGCAAAUGAUUUAGCUAUAGGAAGGACUAAAAGAGCUUUGAACACUCAGAUAGAGUCCUGAUAAAAAGAAUGAAAUACAUUGAAAUUGUUGCACCAAAAUCUAACUUUUACCUAAUCAAAACAUUUUAUCAAAAGGAUCAGUAUUAUAUGAACCAAAAAUGUUAUAAUUAUGUAUAUGUGCUAGUUAUAGACAUCUUCCUUAAGUUUAAAUAGAACACAACAUAACUUUGCCAGUGUGUAAUUCUUCAAACAGGAUGAACAAAACGACAACAAAAAUCUAAUUUUCAUGAACAAAAAAAGCUAUGAAGACCAAAUAUUUCAAAGGUUUUAAAUUUAAUUUAUUAGAAAUCUCAUUACUUAUAUUUGCUUGAAAAAGAUAAUUCAUAUCUAAUUAUGGAAUGAUUUGCACUUCAGUUGAAUUGAAUCACACAAAAAACACAUAUAGAUACAUGUACCAAUAAUUAAACCACAUUUGAUCAAGAAAGUUGGUCGAAGCAAAUGGCACACAAAUUAAAAAGUAGGAGAAUAAAGUCUUUCGUAAUCAGAUAAUGCUUCUAUGGAAGCUGUACAUUACAUAAAAACAUAUUUAUACAUGUAUAUAAGAUGUAAAUAAAAUAUAUAUUUUAUUGUAUAUUUUAAUAUCCAAUAUGAAUAUCUAUUUUAAAAGAUUAAGCAUGUAUGUACAAAUAUUUGCACAAUAAAGCGUACCCUGCCAAUCGAAUUCUGAUAA
Molecule: messenger RNA, 3878 nt
Organism: Strongylocentrotus purpuratus (purple sea urchin)
Lineage: Eukaryota; Metazoa; Echinodermata; Echinoidea; Camarodonta; Strongylocentrotidae
Exons: 11
Coding region: 130-1986 (618 amino acids)
Molecular function (GO): protein binding
Source: RefSeq, a predicted model, not a curated record